This is a messenger RNA of Meloidogyne enterolobii, 624 nucleotides long. The record is from the annotation of a GenBank genome assembly. NCBI's taxonomy places the organism in Eukaryota, Metazoa, Nematoda, Chromadorea, Rhabditida, Meloidogynidae.
AUGGAUUUAUUAAUUCUUUGUUGUUUUGGUGGUGUUCCUUUUAUUCAAUUUCCCUCCUCCCCCUCCUCUCCUUCUUCAAAACAACCUUUAGACAGAAUUAGGCAUCAAUGGGACCCCACAGAUUGGGUUGCUGUUGAUGUUACUGAUUCUCUUUUAUUUACAAACAAUUCUUCUUUCUCCUUCCCUUCUUCAUUAAAUCCUUUAUUGAAAAACAUAUUGCCUUCGGAUAUAUCAACAAUUAAUUUAGAACAAUGUGACCUUUGGAAUUUAACUUUUGCUUCUAAUGCAGAUAAACAUUUAUUUAAAAAAAGUCAUGGAAAACUUAAAUGCAGGUGUCCAUUCGAAUAUAUUGGAAUAUCCUGUCAACAACAAAAAGCUAAAGAGAAAACAACCAAAACAUUAAAUAAAACAACAAACAAAACUUUAAACAACAAAACAUUCCCCUCUUCCCCUUCCUCUUCCCCUCCCUCUCCUUCACUUUUAACCAACUUAACCACCAACCAAACAUUCAAAACAAUGGCUUUAAUUGGGAGAACAACAACAACAUUUUCUGGAAAUUCUUUUAUUUGGUUUUUACUUGUUUUUAUGGUUUUGGCUUUAAUUAUGGUUUCUUUGUUUAUGUAA